CACUACCCCCAUCGCUUUGCAUAUAUACAUGUGGACAUGUUGCUCAUUCGCGUUAUAAAAUUUGCGUACACUAUUUUCCGGGUUAUUCGAAAUAUGACACGGGCAAGCAAAUUAAGCAUUAUGAUUUUCGGUUGACGAGAUAUCUUCAUCCAGCUCGUUUACAGUUGUUCAACAGAUAAACCACGUUGAAUGAUCGGUCAUACAACUAAACUGUUGUUGAUAAUGGCAAAUCUAUUAUCAUACUUUAGGUAAUAUUCAACAUAUACAACCGAAUACACCAGCAGCGAUCAUCCACGGAGUUUUCGACUUAAUUCGACUUCGUUCGACCCAUCAUGUCAAACCACGACAUCGUAAAGAUCCUAAGGGGUGAGGUGACGUACCCCUCCCCCGUUGAAAGGGGCAAGAAGGACACCUAUCACAAAGGUUACCAUGGUUACGAUUCUAGUUUUAGUACGAUCCGACAGGUCUCGACAUCGUCGUCGCUCUCAACUGCAUCACGGUCUUCGUUGAUUCCGUCGAGGAGUAUGAGGAUGACGAGGGCUAAUGUUGGCCUGCCGACGAUGCCUCGAGCAGACAGUUACCGCCAGAAGAGGACUGUUUUGGGAGAGAUUAAACGACUGAAAUCAGCAAUUAAGAUAAUCAGCGAUCAACAAGCAACUCACCGGCCACAUCCAUCACUGGGAAAAGAAUAUGAGGUUUAUCAUUAAUCUUGUAAUAUAUGACUUUUAUCGGAUAUGAUGAGGUUUAUUCUUUACAACGAUCCCGUUUCGUUUGUGUUUCUUUAACAAGUAACAGAUUUAUUACUCUUAUUUCGAUUUUCAUCUAUAGGCACUGUGCGUUACGUAAGAAAACGAAGCUUUGAACAAUAUGUAUGAGAGAAAAUGUUAAAUUGCGACAAAAUUUUAAUAACGAUCAAACUUACAGUCACUAUGGAGUGCUGCAAGAGAAUUAAGUAACAUUCCUUCACUUCAACAUUGUUGCACUCAACAGCUAGAGAUGCUCGGCGGGUCGCGCAGCCGAGCACAUUGUAUCCGCCGAACCCACCGCGUCAUCCAUCAUUG
This is a messenger RNA of Lytechinus variegatus (green sea urchin), 1061 nucleotides long. RefSeq lists its product as uncharacterized. The record is from RefSeq and is a predicted model, not a curated record. Bases 333 to 707 code for a protein of 124 amino acids. NCBI's taxonomy places the organism in Eukaryota, Metazoa, Echinodermata, Echinoidea, Temnopleuroida, Toxopneustidae. The transcript is spliced from 2 exons.